This is a messenger RNA of Seriola aureovittata, 1465 nucleotides long. It is a transcript of the gene tpi1b, whose product is annotated as triosephosphate isomerase 1b. The transcript has 7 exons. Gene Ontology annotation, cellular component: cytosol. Gene Ontology annotation, biological process: glycerol catabolic process; glycolytic process; gluconeogenesis. The coding region runs from base 96 to 839 and encodes 247 amino acids. Gene Ontology annotation, molecular function: triose-phosphate isomerase activity. The record is from RefSeq and is a predicted model, not a curated record. Lineage: Eukaryota; Metazoa; Chordata; Actinopteri; Carangiformes; Carangidae.
CGUCCGCUCUCUUGCCCCAGACGAAGUGCACAGUGGUGUAUUGUCGGUACCGUUUUUAAUUCUCAGCAAACACCUUCCCGAAAAAACCCGCAAACAUGACCAGGAAAUUCUUCGUCGGUGGAAACUGGAAGAUGAACGGCGACAAGAAAAGCCUUGGGGAGCUCAUCCAUACCAUGAACGGAGCCAAGGUGGACCCCAAUGUCGAGGUGGUGUGCGGCGCUCCAGCAAUCUACCUGGACUUUGCCAGGUCCAAGCUGGAUGCCAAGUUCGGUGUGGCUGCUCAGAACUGCUACAAAGUUGCCAAGGGUGCCUUCACUGGGGAGAUCAGCCCUGCGAUGAUCAAAGACUGUGGUGUGCACUGGGUGAUCCUGGGCCACUCUGAGAGGCGCCACGUCUUCGGAGAGAGCGAUGAGCUCAUUGGCCAGAAGACAGCCCACGCUCUGGAGAAUGGUCUCGGUGUGAUCGCCUGCAUCGGCGAGAAGCUGGACGAGAGAGAGGGCGGCAUCACAGAGAAGGUCGUCUUUGCUCAGACCAAGGUCAUCGCAGACAAUGUAAAGGACUGGAGCAAGGUCGUGCUUGCUUAUGAGCCUGUGUGGGCCAUUGGCACCGGCAAGACUGCCUCCCCACAGCAGGCUCAGGAGGUUCAUGACAAACUGAGGGGAUGGCUGAAGACCCAUGUAUCUGAGGCUGUUGCCAGUUCUGUGAGGAUCAUCUACGGAGGUUCUGUGACCGGUGGUACCUGCAAAGAACUUGCCUCCCAGAAGGACGUUGACGGUUUCCUCGUUGGUGGAGCCUCCCUCAAGCCAGAGUUUAUCGAGAUCAUCAACGCCAAGUUAUAAAAAAAGAAAAUUUAAAAAAACCCACGCAGCUGCAAUGUCACCACGUCCAGAUUAGAGGCCAGCUCCAUUCAGAUGAUCCAGUUCCACCAUCCCUCACUCUCAGCACUUAGCCAUCUUCCCCUUUUUAUUCAAAGUAUUUUGUGUAAUGAUGUCAUUCCCUCCUUUUCCUUUAUCUUUUUUGGGUAUAUUUUGUCUUAAAGAAAAGGGACAGGUUGACACAUGCACUGUCCUGCACUGAAAAGAGUUAAAUCCACUGAGAAAAGUCUGUGUGCAUACUAACUUCCACACCAAGUGCUCAAGCUGUAAAGACUGACAGUUACACCUUGAGGUGGACAAGCAGUCCACGCCUUUACUUGAAUAGUUUACCAACUUCUUUGUGUAAACGGUGUCACAGCUCUUGUCAAUCAGAUUUAUUUGUCUUUUUAAUAUUGGUGUCUCUUUUGUGUAAUUAUGAUGUUCUUCUGUGGCUUUUACCUCCCUGUAGACGUGCAUGAUCCGCUCUCUCUCAUUGGCUGUUUCGCCAAGAGGGAGGUGUCCAUUACAUGUAAUCCAUAUUGUGUCAUGGCCGAUGGGUUUAAGGGUGGGAUGGCUGUAAGGAAACAUUAUAAUAAACGGUUUAGAGACUG